AUGUCGCUAACAGAUUGCGACAUUGCGUUGGAGCUGUGGGCCCAUCUCCCAGCCUUGAUAAAAAUCCAGGCCGAUAUACUCGUGGUUUAUUCGCGCUCGGUCAAAUGGGCCCAGUCCCUUGUCACUGCCGCCGCAGCUCUAGAUGCACCAACUUCGCGCAUCCAUGUCUACGCUGAAGAGCUGACCGCAGAGAACAAAGGGCUGUCGGCAUUACUCAAGCGCGAGCACAUUGAUGCAGUCAUUGUUUCCCUUCCAAUCCUCGUCCAGCCCGAAGUUGCUCGCCAGUGUCUAGCAGCUGGCAAGCACGUGCUGUGCGAAAAGCCCGUUGCUGAGAAUGUGCAGGAAGCGGUGCAGUUGAUUUCUGACUACGAAAAGGCCUUCCGUCCUCGCGAACUCAUGUUCUCAGUGGCCGAGCAGUUCCGCCACGAGCGUGCUUUCACCCGUACUCGCGAGCUAGUAGUCGUCGGCGGCCGCAUCGGCAAGCUAAAUCACCUCCAUGCCCGCGUUUGGGGGAACGCCUGGCCUGUUGAGAACUAG
Messenger RNA from Penicillium riverlandense, 537 nucleotides. Its product is annotated as Gfo/Idh/MocA family protein. The record is from RefSeq and is a predicted model, not a curated record. Bases 1 to 537 code for a protein of 178 amino acids. Gene Ontology annotation, biological process: NADPH regeneration. The transcript is spliced from 2 exons. Gene Ontology annotation, cellular component: cytoplasm. NCBI's taxonomy places the organism in Eukaryota, Fungi, Ascomycota, Eurotiomycetes, Eurotiales, Aspergillaceae. Gene Ontology annotation, molecular function: oxidoreductase activity; nucleotide binding.